AUGGGAUUCCCUAAUUUGGGAAUGUGUUCGAGUUUUAAAGCCUGGAGGUUUUUUGAUUUACGAGAUAAACAGUGGGAUUCAUUGAUACAGGAGUGUAUCAGAGAUUUAAAGCCCGGAACAAUGGGAUUCUCUGAUUCGGGAAUGCGUUCGAGUUCUAAGGCCUGGGGGGUUUUUGAUCUAAGGGAUAAGGAAUGGGAUUCCCUGAUUCGGGAAUGCGUUCGAGUUCUAAGUGGGAUUCCUUAA
This is a messenger RNA of Dentiscutata erythropus, 243 nucleotides long. Lineage: Eukaryota; Fungi; Glomeromycota; Glomeromycetes; Diversisporales; Gigasporaceae. The record is from the annotation of a GenBank genome assembly.